Messenger RNA from Akanthomyces muscarius, 1563 nucleotides. RefSeq lists its product as uncharacterized. The record is from RefSeq and is a predicted model, not a curated record. Gene Ontology annotation, cellular component: actin cortical patch. The transcript is spliced from 3 exons. The coding region runs from base 1 to 1563 and encodes 520 amino acids. Gene Ontology annotation, molecular function: phosphatidate phosphatase activity. Lineage: Eukaryota; Fungi; Ascomycota; Sordariomycetes; Hypocreales; Cordycipitaceae.
AUGAAGCUCACGAGCACUGCGCUAGCCGUCUUGGCAGCCGUUGGGAUCGGCAGGGCAGCUCCCGCUCCCGCGCCAGCUCCCACGCCAGAGCCAACCUUUGCUCUUGCUGGCCGUGAAGCUGCUGCUGCUCCCGAGCCCACGCCGGUGCCGGUCGUGGCGCGUGGCCUCGGCGACGAGCUCAAGAGCCUGGGGAGCGACAUUGACAGCAAGAUCUCGUCGUUUGUCGACUCAGACGUGCUCAACUUUCCCCACGGCUUCCCGACCGGCACCGCUGUCGAGAGCUCCCUGGGCAUCACGGCUGGUGCGCUCGAUGCGCAGCCGACGCGAGUCCUCAAUCUGCCCCCCUACGCCAACUGGACCGAGGACGGCUGGAAUGUCCGCGUUCACGGCAACGUCUACAAGGUGCCCGACGUGGCCCAGGACAAGAUUGAUAAGCUCGCCGAUGCUUUCCUCGUCGGCACCAGCGUCAGCGAUCUUCAGGACAAUGAAAAGGCCCAGGCGCGUAACUUGACGCGCGAGAUUUUCGUCGUGCAGCAGGGCCACGAGAAUGUCACUGUCAAGUUUGUUGUCCCUGUAAGCAACGCGUCCGCACCUCGCGGAGGCGGCUAUGUCAACGCCAAAGGCGGCGCGCAAGAGAUUACGCUGCCGUAUGAAACGACGGCUGAGGGCGACUUUGACGUCUUUGUCCCGCUCCGAAACGAAUCCGCCAAGACCAACGGCACAAGCGCCUACCUUUUACCGGGCAACGCCACGACCAAUAUUCAGACCCUCGACAUGUACGUUAACGGCACCGACACGGGCAAUGCCACGGCGUACCUCGUUCCGCCCAAGGGUGUGACGAUCGUCUCCGACAUUGACGACAUUCUGCGCGUCACCAAGAUCUACAAGCCCAAGGAGGGUCUCCUCAACACCUUUGCGCGGCCCUUUACCGCCUGGAUGGACAUGCCCAACAUCUACACCAACUGGUCCUCGUCCAGCAUCUCCUCGCUGCACUUUCACUACCUCACCACGACGCCCGAGCAGGGCACGCGGCCGUACAUGGACUUUAUCUUCCGGACGUACCCCGCGGGCUCAUUCGACACGCGGCCCCUCAACUUUACCAACGUCGAGGAGACGCUCAAGAUCCGCCGCUACCUGCUCGACAAGCUGUUCCAAACCUUCCCCCAGCGCAAGUUUGUGCUCGUCGCCGACACGAGCAACUCGGACAUUAUGAAGGCGUACCCAGCCAUGUACAAGGACUACCCCGGCCAGGUGAGCUGCAUCCUGCUGCGCAACACGACGGCGACCGACUCGGAGGACAAGCUGCCGUACAACACGCAAGGCUUCAAGGACAUUCCGCAGGAGAACUUUAUGUUCUUCAACGUGCCGGAUGACCUGACGGGCUUGGACAUUGAGAAUGGACACUGCUAUAAUAAGACUGUUGCGCAGAACGUGACGUUUAGCGAGCAGGGCCUGCCGCUAGGCCUGGGGAAGAAGAGCGAUGCGGCUGGUGGCGUGAUGGCGCCGGGGUACUAUGCGCUUUCGGCGGUGAUUCUGGUGGCCACUCUGAUGACGUUUUUGUAA